AUGGAGUUCAAUUUAGACGGUUUUAACGAUUUCGACAAGUUAGAUAAUAUUUUAAUAAAUGAAAUAGAGAAAGAAAAAAAACAAAAUGUUGGAGACAAGCGUAAAUUUGACAUAUAUGAUGAUUAUCAAGAGUUACUAAAUACUAAAAUCCAAAAAAAAAAAAAUAAAAAAAAAGAGACUGUAAAUAAUAAUUAUGACCAUGUCAGCAAUAUUUAUGAACAAGGUCAGGAAAAUAUACAAACAAAUGAUAAUUAUCAUAUAUUAUUUAAUCGAGAAUUUCACAACCAUUACAUAUUUAAUGAUUAUAAAUACUUAAAAGAAUAUGUGUAUAAAAAUAAUUUAAUGAGUGAUGAUAUAUAUUUUAAAAGAGAUGAAAUUAUAAUGAAAAAUAAAAUUGAUUCACAAAAAAUGUUUCAAACUAAUGAAGAUUUAACCGAUUUUAUAAAAAUUUAUGAUGUUAAUAAUAAUUAUCCACCAAUUUAUUUAAAUUUAUUUAAAAAAUCAGAUAAAAAUACCACUUCUCAAUCGUCAUACAAUUAUCAAUUUAAGACUCAUGAUGAAGAACACAAUUUAUCUACAUGUACAAAAUCAAAAAAAAGAAAUUUUAGAGAUAUGUUAGAAAGAGUGUUAAACGAAAUAAAACAAGAAAAUAUAGAUAAAGAAAACAAAAAAAAAUAUGAAUAUACAUCUACAAAUAAUUUGAUGUCUAAACAAAAUGAUGAAUCUAAUAUGUCUUGUCAAAAAAUGAUUACUGAAAAUAUUAAUUUUGUAGAAAAAUAUAGAGGCAAAUAUUUUUCAGAACUUUUAACAGAUGAAACUAUAAAUAGAGAAGUUCUUUUAUGGAUCAAACAAUGGAAUGAUUUAAUAAAAAAAGAAAAAGAAAUUAUGUACAAAAAUAAUGAAGAAGAAAAAAAAGAAUAUUUAAAAAAAUUUAAUGAUUUUCCAAAAAUAUUAUUAUUAGGUGGUUCAGCAGGAAAAGGAAAAACUACUUUAGCGUAUGUAAUUGCUAAUCAUUUCAAAUUUAAUGUUAUUGAAAUAAAUGGUAGUGAUGAUAGAAACAAAGAAACUUUGAUUCCAUUUAUAGAAUCUAUUGUUUGUAAUAACUCAAUCGGAUCAAAACCUAAUAUUUGUAUAAUUGAUGAAAUUGAUGGCUUAUCUAGUACAUAUCAAAAUAUUGAAGCUAUUAUGAAUUUUUUAAAUAAAAAAGAUAAAAAAAAUAUGAGCAUAAUAAAAAGGCCAAUCAUAUGUAUAUGUAAUGAUAUAUAUCAUAAAACUUUAAAAGAGUUAAGAAAAAUUUCAAAAGUUGUUUUAGUUGAAAAUGUUAAUAUACAAAUGUUAAAAGGACGAAUCAAUUAUAUAUGUGAUAAGGAAAAUAUUAAAAUAAGUAAUGAAGCCAUAAAUAAGUUAAUAGACAUUUAUAAAUCAGAUGUUAGAGCAAUUCUGAACACGAUUUAUUUUCUGUCUAUAGGAUGCCGAUCAUUAAAUGGUGAUGGUGAUGGUAAUGGUAAUGGUAAUGGAAAUGGUAAUGGAAAUGGUAAUGGAAAUAAUAACAAAACGAUAAUCAGUUUGGAUACUCUUAACUCAUAUUUAUUUCACAAAGAUGCAAACAACAAUUAUGUUGAAUUGCUAAAUAUUAUAUAUGUCAAAAAUAAAAAUAAAAAAUUAAUAAAAAAGUUGUUGUUAGAAUGUUAUAAUUUUUUUCACAUAAGUUUAGGAACAGAAUAUAAUUAUCUACAAUCUUAUUAUUAUAUAUAUGACAAUUUAUUAAAUAUUCCUUUUAAUGAUUUUGAAUUUUCUAAACUUGGAUAUGGAUUAGAUUUUUUAUCAUUUUGUGAUCAUUUAGAAUAUAAACAAAAACAAAUAUUAAAUUAUUCUUUACAAAAAAUGUUAUUUUUAUCUGUUUAUUUAUUUAUAAUUAUUAUAAAUUUAAACACUAAUUCACAUGUACAAUAUAUAUUAAUGAAUAACAGUACAAGUAAUCAUUUUAGAAAAAAACAAAUUGAUUUAAAAAAUAUUAAAAAUAAUUUUAUUAAUGAUAAAUUUGCAGUUAUCACAUAUAAAUAUAUAUAUUCAAAAUAUUUUUAUUCAGAAAUUUUGAAUUAUAUAUUUGCCUUUUUUUAUUCAAAUGAAUUUUUUUUUAAAAAUGUUCAUUUAUGGGGGAAACAAAAUUAUUAUAAAGAUAUAGAUUUUCCUAAAUAUAUUUUAGUACCAUAUGAAUAUAAAAAUGUUAGCAAAUUUAAAUUAUUUUCUUUGAAGCUUUUAUUUUUUAUGACAAUCUUUAACAUAUCAUUUACAAGUAUCUUUUCUUCAUUAUCUCUAACACAAUCAGAAUCCACGAACCCAACGAAAUCGGUUACACACACUGACCCUAAAUCUGUGACUAACAAAAAUAAUAAUAUCAAUUCUUUGAAUAAUACCAAUUCUUUGAAUAAUAACAUGACCAAGGCAUACAUAUUUGACCCAUUUGUUGAUGAUUUGUUAAUAUAUGCUCAAAAAAAAAACAACAUUUUUUCUUCUUAUUCAUAUAACCAAAAUAAGCAAAUAAACAAUUAUAUGACAAACACAACAUCUUUUAAUUUCAAAACUUUGCCAAAUAUUCUAAAUAAUGAUAUAUGUGAAGCUUUGAACGAUUUAAAAAAUUGGAUAAAUAACAUAUCUCCAAAAUAUAACAAAAAAAAUAAAGAGAAACAUCUAAAUCAGAUGCAAAUUGUUAAAUCAUCUUAUAACCAUAAAAAUACAAAAAAAUCAACAUUUGAUGUUACAUAUGCUUCUAAUUUCGAACUAUCACUAACAGAUAUGAUUCUAAUUGCAUAUCAAGAUGGAUAUCAACAUUCAUAUAAACAUUAUUUUUUAAACCAACAAAAUGAAACUAAUUAUGUUGAAAAUAAACAAAAAAAUCAAACCUCAAAUAUAACAUUAGAUCAUAUUAUACCUCAAACUAAAAUACUAACAAAUAAAAACAAUUCAAUAUUUACUAUUUCAGAUUUAAUUGCUCAAGAAAAAUCUUAUAUGAAAAAAUAUAUAAAUAAUGAUAAAAAUAUUUAUUUUUCAGGAAAAUAUAUCAAGACAUCAGGUUAUUAUAAAAAUGUGGAAGAACGAUGUAAUGCCGUUUUACAACCAUUAAACUUUUAUAUUAUGGAAAAUAAAUAA
This is a messenger RNA of Plasmodium yoelii, 3150 nucleotides long. RefSeq names its product P-loop containing nucleoside triphosphate hydrolase, putative. The record is from RefSeq and is a predicted model, not a curated record. NCBI's taxonomy places the organism in Eukaryota, Apicomplexa, Aconoidasida, Haemosporida, Plasmodiidae. The transcript has a single exon. Gene Ontology annotation, molecular function: ATP hydrolysis activity; DNA binding; ATP binding. Gene Ontology annotation, cellular component: nucleus. The coding region runs from base 1 to 3150 and encodes 1049 amino acids.